Messenger RNA from Cavia porcellus (domestic guinea pig), 1330 nucleotides. RefSeq names its product membrane-spanning 4-domains subfamily A member 4A-like. Gene Ontology annotation, cellular component: plasma membrane. Lineage: Eukaryota; Metazoa; Chordata; Mammalia; Rodentia; Caviidae. The record is from RefSeq and is a predicted model, not a curated record. Bases 142 to 825 code for a protein of 227 amino acids. The transcript is spliced from 7 exons.
GAUUUAGGAGAGCUGCUAGAAGAGCACAGAAUUCAUCUGACUGAGGUGUGCAGUGUGGGAGGAGACUGUGAUCGCACACAUCCUGGCCCUGGUGGACAGAGAACGUGACCUGUGGCUUGGAGGAAGCACUGUUUUGCUGCCAUGAAGACCCUGCAAGAUGUGGAGCCAAUCGCACCUGUGGCCGAGCCACCUUUGGUGUGGCGGGGGAAGCCUGAGGCUCUGGCCUUACAUCUGUGGGAAAGAAGGAGGAAGACAUUCUUGAGGGGGAAACCAGAAGCCUUGGGGGUUGUGCAGAUUGUGAUUGGCUUAAUAAACUUCAGCUUUGGACUAGUAUUCUGUUUCUUAAUACCUAUUCUCCAAAACCCCAUUUUGUUUAACAUGCUCUACUGGCUCUGGGGGUCCGUGGCGUUUAUUAUUUCAGGCACUUUGUCAAUAGCAGCAGGCACUAGCACUACGAAACGUCUGGUCAACAGCAGCCUAGGAUUGAACAUCACCAGCUGCGUGCUGGCUGCAGUGGGGACCAUCAUCAUUAUAAACUUUCUCACUCUCUUGUCAUUUGAACACCAAAGAUGUACAUAUACCUUUGACAAAAUUUGUUCCUCGACCCUUCCCACUGUACUGGGUAUGGAAAGUGUGGUACUCAUUGUAAGUGUGCUGGAAUUCUGCAUUGCAAUGUGUCUCUCUGUCUCUGGAUGCAAAACAACCUGUUGUGACCCCAGUGAGGCUUUGUUACUUCUAUCAACAAAUAUUUCCAUGGAGGAAACUUCUCCUGAACCAAUUAAAGAAUGUUUGGAGACGCAACCAUAUGAAGAGAUAGAACUCUAGGAAACCCAUACAAAACUUAAUAUAUGAACUCCAGAUUUUGUGUUCUUGUAUGAGUAUAAAAGCUCAGAAUGAUGUUCUAUUUUCUGCAGAAACUCACCAACUCAUUGUACUGGUUCUUUGUCAAUAUUCUCUUCAAAAAAAAGUAAUAAGAACUAUGAGAGUAAUAAAACCCAAAAUGUGUAAUUGUAUUGUAAAAAAGAGAUGAAAAGAAAGUGCUCUAAAAGAUAUAACUGCAUGUAUCUUUAAGUGUAUAAGAUAGAUAACCAUAUUACUAAUUUUUUUUGGAUCAUUGAACAGAACUGUUUGCAGUCUCACUGUUUGAAUGCCCACUUUCUAUGCUUUAAUUGUGUAACUUGAACAACUCUUUCUAAGAUGACAAUACGUAAUCUAUUAACUAGUGAUUUCUUUCUGUUUAUUUUUUUGAAAUUCUGUAUUACUUAUACGCUUUUUCUGUUUUGGUUUUUUUUUCUCUUUAAAUAAAAUUAAUUUUUAAAGCUGAAGAAAU